Molecule: messenger RNA, 618 nt
Organism: Trichophyton rubrum CBS 118892
Lineage: Eukaryota; Fungi; Ascomycota; Eurotiomycetes; Onygenales; Arthrodermataceae
Exons: 2
Coding region: 1-618 (205 amino acids)
Source: RefSeq, a predicted model, not a curated record
AUGCUCUAUAACAACGAGGAUGCCUGGCAAACAAUUCUUCAAAAAUUACGCCAGGACAUGGCCACGUCUCUAGAAUCGGAGGGAGAGGACGACCUAGUGCUUCGCCAUGAGAUGAUUAUUAUGGACGACAAAGCAAAAUAUGAUGGCGCCACGUCUCACGAUAUCCGUGACCAUUUUACGUCUUGGGUGUUUGAUAAUUUACCGGAUAUCAUGGUUAAAACACCGACUGAGUCUGCGUUGCAGUUGGUCCUCGUGAAUGAUCCCAUUAGCGUAGGUCCAGAGGUCCUGGCAAAACAUUUUGGUGCGCGAGACCCUGAGGACAGAGAUUACCCUAUACACCCUGAUUAUGAGGAUGGUGAAACAGACAUGGAAGAAGAAGAUGUUGGGUGGAUGUAUCUUGAAGUUGGCGCUUAUGUUGAGAUGUACGACAUGCUGGAGGAAGAGGAGUGGUCGUACGAACUAUACCGGAGACCACCUUUAUUGCCUUACGACUCUCUCUCGGACCAAACCCCAGGCUCCUGGCGCAAGCGCAAAAAUAACCAUCAAUCUCCGAGUAGCUCGUUAUGGUUGCUCAUCCCCUGGAUCAAGUUCCACAUGAAGCCAAGCACUAUCACAUGA